GAGGCAAUCAUGCCACCCACUGCGCCACCGUGAGACCUAUUUAUUACAAAGUUUUUAUCUACAAUUUUGCAGUUAAACUGUAAAUUAUUAGUUUUAGAUAUGUUAUGAAAUAAACAGAGAAAAUAUGAAAAUUAUUUUAAAAUACAAAUCUAUUAUCAUCCAUCAUUUAAGAAAGAAAAACUUAGGAGUCUGGUAAAACUUGUUUAAACUAAAAAAGUGUAGCUAAUAGGCAAAUAAAAACUGGCCAUUUCAUUCACUUCCUCAGUCAGAAAUGGGCACUUGAAAGAUUAAUAUUACAUUUGUCUUAAAGCCUUUUUCUGUCUGUAAUUUUCACAAUUUAAGAUAGCAUAGCAGUCAAAAAUGGGAUAAACCAGUACAUGUAAAGGUCAUAUUCAUGGCCUUUGUCAGUGAGGGGUGUGUCUUUCGAAUCACCCAAACCCCCACUGGCUACAGCCUGUAAUACACAGCCUCAGCAAAUUAUGAGUGUUUGUUAACAUCUUUUUUAAAAUAACGACUGCAGCAUCCAUGAUAAACACACCAUUGUAAACAAACAUGGUCAGUUCACAUGUUUGCACAUUGUGCAUGAAUUUAAAAAACUGCUGAGGCUCAUCUGGAUUAAAGUUAACGACUUACAGUUAAUUAAUAUGCACACACUUUAUGAGACAUCAAUGUAGCCUGUUGGUUGCAACUGAUUCAGCUAGAGUGAAGCAUAUAAGUGAAGUCUGCUAUAAUGUUCUGCUGAAAAAGUCACCUGAAUCAAUGGCCUGAGGGUGAAUAAACUGACAAAAAAUAUUUUUGGGGUGAAUUGUAACCGCUUGAUGUUAUUGUGUAUGUCCACACAUGCUGCUUUUCAAGAACUUAAAAACCUGUUUGAGCUUUUUCGAAAAAUGAUAUAGGCCUAGUUCACCACUGAACAGUCAGAAAGAUUCACACUGAAUCGUAAAAGUCGUUCGAGCGAUUUGUUGAAAAGAAUCGACUCAUACGAAUGAUUCAUUCACGAAUCGGGCAUCAUCACUUCUGAUUCAAAACAGACAACAGAAAAUACACGCUGCUCGACAUCUCAGUCAAUUAUAGGGAGGGAAAUGCAUCGCUUAACAGACAUUUCAGACGUAAUUUUAAUGCAACAGAGGUUUGCAUAUAGCCGAGCUAUCGAAACCUGUUGUUGAAAUAAAAUAUUUAAACAAUUGUGGCGGCGCAGAUGCCCGGUAUUGGCUCAUAGGACGAUAAGUCAAUAAAAAACGAUUCCAGAAUUACAACUGCUCAAUGAUAUCAUCCUUACGAACACUAAAGUUUGGAGACUGGCGGUCAUAACGGACCGCGCAUUCAGCGCUCAGCGCGUCCGAUGUAUUUUUAACCCUCAGUUGCUGCAUUACCGGAGUCCCGUCCACCCACGUGCUUCAAAACGCUGAGACGGAGGCAGCAAAACACGCACUUUCUGCGGCUCUGCCCGUCCGAGCGCAGCGACAGGGGGCGUCCGACGUGUUGCCGAAGCGAGGCGGUGGGUGCAGUCGGGGCCGCUGUAGGGAGGGAGGGAAGUGAGGAAGGGAGGGCGAGAGGAGAAGGAGGGAUGGAGAUGGAUGAUAGAUGCUUAUGUAGCGCGUCCCGUACGUUUGCCGUUAUGCUCGGCCGCAGACAAACUUGCACCCUCCCGUGACUUUCUUUCCCCUGCUGCUCCACCCAUGAAGCAGGACGCAGGGCGAAUGCGUGCCACUGUUCCGGAGCGCGUCGUGAUCGCUUAUUUAUCCGUCUGAUAAAUGGUUUUGGAGCUCGCCGCGCCCGCCGGUGCAGGCCCUGCGCUCCAGCGCUGCAUCCCGCACAUCCAGCGGGUUUUCCGGGUCAGAGUGAGCUGCAGCGCCGCCGAGUCCAGCUGCGACAGCCCCAACGCCGGUUCCAGUAUCAUCGUAAACAUCGAGGACGGCAAGGAGGAAGAUUGCACUAAAGCUAAAGAGUACAUUGUGUCGCUAAUUAGUCCUGUGCAUAAGCACCGUGAGCGGUUGACUCUGUGGCUGCAGCGGCGACUGCAUGCCCUACGUGCAGCAAUUGAGUACGAAAGCUGCGCCGUGGUGCAGGUGAGGGACCAUGCACUGGAGCUUCAGGGAGGUCAUGCACAGGUAACAGCUGCAUGCGCUAUGCUGCAGCGCCUGAAGAUGGAGCACCGCGGCUGCCGCGACCCCCAGCCCUCACCCGCAGCCGCCGGUCACGAGUCUCCAGAAGAAGAGGAGGAGGAAGAGGAUGAAGAAGCUGGCGAAGAAGGAAGUAGUUCAGAGAGCGAAGGAGAGGUGCGGCCGCGCAGUGGAAGUUCUGGAGGUGUCAGUUCAGCGGGGUCAGGAGACUGUCCAGUAGGAAGGAGACGGGACCUGCUCAUAGCAGCCAAACCUCACCGGCAGCUGUGCCGCUCGUCCUGUUUGGACCGUCCCAGCUUCAGCCAGAGCAGCACCUUACAAGAGUUACGAGCAGAUGACACCUGCACCGACCCGUCCCAGAAAGCCCUUGCUCCUCCCUCCUCCGCAUCCCCAAUGUCCUUACGUCAAACCAGCGAUCGAGAUUAUCAAACCAAAAUGGACUUUGCUUUGAAGCUGGGCUACUCUGGAGAACAGGUGGAGUCUGUGCUGAGUAAACUGGGGGCCAAUGCGCUAAUCAAUGAUGUAUUGGCUGAGCUGGUGCGGUUAGGAAAUAAAGGAGAUCCAGAGAGUCAGACAGCAGCGGGUAGUGCCAGUUUUGCACCACGGACAGUGGGAGCCAAAGAAGCCGUAAGCCCAGAGGCAUCGCUGGAGGAAGACUCAUCAGACACGUAUGACAACCUCCGACCAAUCGUGAUUGACGGAUCCAAUGUUGCCAUGAGCCAUGGAAACAAAGAGGUGUUCUCAUGCCUGGGCAUUCAGCUGGCUGUUGAUUGGUUUCUGGAGAAGGGCCACAAAGACAUCACAGUUUUCGUCCCAGCAUGGAGGAAAGAACAGUCAAGACCUGAUGCACCAAUCAAAGAUCAAGAGAUCCUCCGAAAAUUAGAGAAGGAAAAGAUCCUCGUCUUCACACCGUCCCGCAGAGUUCAAGGCCGGCGAGUGGUUUGCUAUGAUGACCGUUUUAUCGUCAAGCUAGCCUGUGACUCGGACGGGAUCAUUGUGUCUAAUGACAACUACAGAGACCUGCAGAACGAGAAACCGGAGUGGAAGAAGUUUAUUGAGGAGCGACUCCUCAUGUACAGCUUCGUCAACGACAAGUUUAUGCCUCCUGACGAUCCUUUGGGCAGACAUGGACCCAGUCUGGAAAACUUUCUCCGCAAACGUCCAGUGGUUCCAGAACACAAGAAGCAGCCGUGUCCUUAUGGUCAGUACAGCAAAAGUAAGAAGUGCACGUAUGGCCAUAAGUGCAAGUACUACCACCCAGAAAGAGCCAACCAACCACAACGGGCUGUUGCAGAUGAGCUUAGAGCUUUUGCUAAACUCUCUGCUGUAAAAACCAUGAGUGAGGGGGCACUUGCAAAAUGUGGAACCUCUGGGGCUGCUAACAAGGGAGAAAGUGGCUCAGAGGCAAAGCGAGUGGCACCCAAGCGCCAGUCUGACCCCAGUAUCCGGUCGGUUGCAUGUGAGCAGGAAGAGAGACUCUGUCCAAUGCGGAAGGCAGAGGCCAGUUCUGUACCGUCUUUAGUGUCCGCUCUUAGCGUCCCCACUAUGCCACUAACAAAGAGUCAUGCAGCUGGCGCUUUGAACACACGAUCGGCUAGCAGCCCUGUUCCAGGGUCUCUGCACUUUACCCACAGCUCGCUGGAGCACGCGGGCAGUGUCCAGUAUCCCCCAAUCCUAGUCACCAAUAGCCAGGGUGCAUCUGUGGCAUAUGGUGAGCCGUUUCCCAAGUACGACUCAGUAGUGAGUGACCAUGGCUACUACUCCAUGCUCAGUGACUUCUCCACCAUUAGCCUCCAAGACAGUUUCUGCAGUCUCGAGCAGCCAGAGCCUGUAGGAGUGGGUGGAGGAUAUUCUGGCAGAGCUCCCAGCAUGUGCCCAGAACCCGGCCGAAGCCAUUCAUCUGACUCUUUUUCGUCCUACAGUGGAGAAUUGUACCUCAACUCAUUGGAGGGCAGUCUGGACGACAGCAUGAAAUCUGCGCCAACGCAACCUUCGGCACAAACACGCCUUCAAGCCUUUGCUCACGGUUUCCACCAUGAGGCCUUGACACGUGUGCAGAGCUAUGGUACGGAUGAGCCCAAACCGGGACCUCGGAAGCAAACCUCCGCCCACCUCGCACCUCACACCCAACACCCGGUUGUUGGUGCUCGAUCCAGCUGCCCAGGAGACUACCCUCCUCUCCCCCAGAACGUGUUGCCUUCUGUCAGCCCCUCACAGCCGGGCCGAUCCUUAGGCAUGACCCGCAUGGACAGCAUCUCUGAUUCUCGGCUCUACGAGAGCAACCCUCUGCGCCAACGCCGACCGCCGCUUUGCCGAGAGCAGCAUGCCAGCUGGGACCCUUUGCCAUGUGGCAAUGAACCCUACAGUUAUGGAGGCUAUGGAUUAACCGGAGCCCUCAUGCCUUGCUGUGAGAGGGUGAUGGUCCGCAGCAUGCCCGAGAAGAUGGAGCAGAUCUGGAGGUCCCCGUGGGAUAGUGUGCCGCCUCCACCCCCUGCCACUCGUGGGCCAGCAGGGGAUCACCAAGAGCGGCACCCUAUUCCAGAACACCAAUAUCAAACCUACCGAAACCUCUGUAACAUCUUCCCGGCAUAUGUGGUCCAUUCGGUCAUGGAGAAGAACCCUCACAUGACCGAUCCCCAGCAGCUGGCUGCCGUCAUCGUCACUGAACUGCGCUCUUGCCACUAAGCACAUCACAGAAGGCUGCUAUCAGUUAUAUAUUCAUAUAUAUAUCCUAGUGAAUGAGAGAUUGAACGCCUGGAGCAUUUCUGUUUUUGUCUAGCUUUAAAGAUCAUCCACCAGAAGUAAUUAUGACUGGAUUGGAUGCGUUGGUUAGGAAGUUGGCUAGCUUGAUAGCAUUGAUGCUGCGUUGGUUAUUAGUAUUCAGUUAAGCCAUAUGGAAACAUGGAUCUUGUACCUGAAAAGUUUAGCAUAGAAAAGUAAGAAAAAAAAACUAAAAAAACAAAUAGUCUUCAAAGUCCUAAUUCCUCCACUAGUCAGCUCCUGAGAUGGGCCAUAUUGAUCUAGAUGCUUGGGUGGCCAGAAUAUUUCUCGUUCAUAUAGCCGACUCAGAAGUGUGUCCACACUGAGAGCGCAACUUCGCCUGCCAGUUCGAUGGCAGAUCUUCAGAAUGUGUUAUUUUGUGGGUAAUGAUAACAUUUAUCCUUUGAAAAAGAGUCACGUGACAGAUCUCUUUGGUAAAACCGAUCAGAAAUGAUCCUGCACAAUAUGAAUAGUAUUGUGUAUGUAUAUGUGUAUUCACUUGCAUUCGCGUGUAAAUACGACGUGAAGCUGUGGUGUAUUUUUUAUUUUUUUCAGUGUGCGUGAUGAUGAAGUGUGAUUUUUGGAAACAGGAAUGAUCGAUCGCUUGCGUACCUCAAAGCAUGACUUCUAAGGCCUUACACUGGAGUGACCUCAUCACACAUUAAUGUGAAUAACGCUCGGCAGUUGUGGAGGUCGCAUUUGUUUUAUACGAGCGAGCGCUGGGAUGGAGAGGUUUAGAUUUUUUGGAAAUGACUGGGGUGAAACUGCAAACCUGCCCUGCGUCGUUUUUGUCUCGGCUGUGCACAGAUGUGUAUUUAUGAAGCCAUUUUUAAAAGAUUGAGCCAAAAAGAUAAUCAGUGUAUGUUUUUCUGAUCAGAAAGUACAAGGUAUAUCUAGUUGGAGAAGUUAUCCAUAUGUAUUUCCUAAAUGUCGUUGUUGUAUUGUAGAUUUUAAGAGAGAUGUUUGAGCAUUUGGUAAGCAUGGGCUUCAGUAAAUCUCUCCCAGACAGCAUGUUAGCACUAUGCUUGACAGAGAGCGUCACUCGCGUUCAGCUCGUCAGUCAACUAUUUUUCCAGUAUUCACAAACUGGGGAGGUGGAUGUGUCUCUUUGGCAAAAUGCUCCUGUGCAGCAUCUAUUUCCUGAUUGAUGCCGAGAGACCAAUGCCCCAUUUCAUCUGCUCCACCCUGUAAAUGAACAUAUUUUCAGGAGAGUGUGAAUGUUAUCAGUCCAGAGAUGCUCUGGGUGUUUUCGAAAAGACUUAAAUUGCUCCUUCGUUUUUUUUCAUGAGCACAGGUGUGGCCCCGUGGGGCCCCGUUAAUGCUCGUGGGAAGGUGUGACACACUGCCUACCUGUCUUUUCCUGUGCGACACACACAUGGAACACCAGGCUGUUGUUGGGUUGUUUCUGACAUUUGGCUGACAGUUCGCUUGCUGCCUCUCUUCCGCCCCCGAUUCUGCUUCAACUUGGACACAAAGCCCAACCUCCCAGCUCUCGAAAAUGAAAACAGACUCACUUUUCUGAAGGCUAUUAAAGAUUUUUCCUUGAUAGGUUUUUCUAAAUCAUAUUUUUAGAUAUAUUUAUUUUUUGUUAGCAUGUUUUAGGCCAGAAACAUAUUUAUUGAGGCACAUGCCAGACUCCGGUGUUAUUUAUUUUUAUUUUAAAGUAGGAACUCCAUUGCUAAAGCUGUGAAAUCAAAUGAAGAAGAUAAUAAAAAAAAAUCUAUUUCACACGUUUAAAGUAAUUGUGCACAUCAGAGUUUGCUUAUAAAAACCAAACUACAUUGUUGUUAUUAUUUUCAGUGGAACAAUAGAGAUUUUUAGCUGAACUUUGGUGAUUUUUACAAUGCAAGUGAAGAGCUACUUGCACUUAUAGAGGCAAAACAAAAGUAAGACUGUAAGUAAAAAGCUGUAGAUCAAUGGUCUCAAACUCAAUUCCUGGAGGGCCACAGCUCUGCACCAUUAGCUCCCACCACCUCCAUGUAGAGAUGCAACAUUAUAGACUUUUUUUGUACGAUAAUAGUCUGACGAAUAAUCACGGUUUAGCAGUUAUCAUGAUUGUUAUGCAUACAGAUCACAUGAAUACUCUUCAUAUUUUAAAGUGUUAUUUAUUGCUGCUUAGUAACAACAAUCAAAACAAACAUUACUCCAUUUCUCUAAAACUAAAAAUAAGUGAAAAUAGUUUUCGGCAUUUAAACACGAGCAAUAAUUUUAUACUGAAAAUAAACGACAGAACAAUGGAUAAAUUUGAAAGCGCCAGCGAGUCGCGCCCCUCAUGUGCCCUGUUUGCAUGUGUACGUUGCUCCCAAUAUGUGCAUAUAAGCCACAUGCCUCAUUUGGAAAUAACAAACUUGCAUGUGCAAAAGAUACAAUAUGUGAACGGGCUUUGGUUAAUAGCCUCAGCCAACGUUAAUCCAGUGUGUAUGUAUAUUACUCUCUGUGUACAAGCACGGAACUUUAAACUAGGGCACCAUUGGCAUAAAUUUACUCAGUUGCAGCAGUUUUGUUCCAUGCAGAAACAGUGUUGAGAAACCUUUAUAAUUAACUAACAAUGACAAAUUAAAUUAUGGUUAAAAGUUAAAUUGGUUAAUCCUUGCAUCCCUACCUCCAACUCACACCUGCUUAAUAGUCUCUAGUAGACUUGAACACCUUGAUUAGUUGGAUCAGCUGUGUUUGAUUAGGGUUGGAACUGCAGCUCUCCAGGAAUCAAGUUUGAGACUUAUGCUGUAGAUUAUAAGUAAGAAAGAACAUUGUUGUCUUGUACAGACCAUCCUUUUCACUUUAUAAUAUUGUUAUAGAGCUACCAGUAUUGAUUUAGUUUUUCUUUGUAUAUAUCUCUUUCCUCAAUGGGAUUAUAACCAACGUUUCAGCUAAAGAUCCUCAUUAAUGUUCAUCUGAAGGAAAAAAGUCCUGAAUGAGUAAAUUGACAGCAGGUUUUUGUGUGAACGACCUCUAUAAGAGACUUCAGUAACGAAUACGGCACUGGCAAAACUUUAUGUACUAUGAGAUGACUUUUAAUAUAUAAAUGUGUAUUUGUGAGGUGAAAUUCAGCUAGAAUUAAGAUCAGUUUGAAAGUUAAUUAAAAUGAAAUGCUGCAGUUUCGAUAGGAAGAAAUUUGGAUAUUUAGUAGGACGCAUGAAUUUCCCGCUAGACUUUUAUGCCUGUAAUUUGGUGAACUUUUCACUAUGACUAUGUUUCAGGCCUAAACAUGUCUUUUUUGACCUAGGUAUUUUUACAAUUGGGUCUUGCCCUUUUUGUCCCUCUGAACCUUGGAGCAAAAAAAAAAAAAGUAAAGAAAAAUCUAGAAAAAAAUGUUUCUUCUUCAGUCUCGAAGCUUCUUUUAGAUUGUAAAUGAAUAGACUGCUAUCUGCUGCUUACGCUCUGAGGUUCAGACCCCCGUGCCAUUGAGCAGCAAGCUACCACACAUCAAAUGUCCAGAAACGACCUUUUGCUUGUUGAUACAAAUUGUAUCUAUUUCUUGAUUGUAAAAAAAAUAUAUAUUUCUGAGCUGUACAGUAUCACUUAUAUGAGUAUAUAUAUCUAUAUAUAUAUUUAAAAGAAGCUUAGUUUUGUUUAAAAAAAAAAAAAAAAAGGAUAAAGAAAUAUAAUGCCAUAAUGUCAGUGAUACCGUGUGUCACUCGAGUAGCCCAUAGAGAUGGCUUAUUUCCUGCCGGGCAGACCACUACAGACAGGGAUCUCUCUCUAUCUCUUUCAUUUCUUUCUCCAUCAUCUCACUCCUCUCUCACUUCUCCAUUCCUCAAAUGUGUGGUUCGAUGAUGAUCUGAAAAGUGCUAGUUUACCUCAGUGGAGCUGAACUUCUGUUUGACUGAAAGAUUUUUAGGCUUGUCAUCUCUUUCUCUCUCUGUUAAAGGUUUAGAUUCAAGAGAGACACAUUCUGACACAUCAGUGUGCUCCUAAUAUAUUUUUUCCUCUGUAAAUAUUGAAGAUUAAUGUCGAAACUCUUGUAUUUGCACAGUAUUAGUGCAGUUCACACACACACACACACACACACACACAUAGUACAUAAAGACACUCUCUACCAGCUUAUCCGAACUGGAUUUUUCUCUCUUACACACACACACACACACACACACACACACACAGAUAUUAGACUUCAUAGGUUGCCUUGUCAACCAGUCAGCUGAUCACAUGCUAUCAUUAGUACCAAUAUAACUAAUGUAAAAUGUCGUGUUCGCACUAGUGUGAAUUUAUGGUAAAUUCACCACCGUUUCACCUGUAACAUAGUUUUACAUGACAUGGAGGUGCCAUUCCAGAUUAGAGAUGAAACUUUAAUUGGAUGGAAUUUGCACAGAUUUUGUUUUUGUUUUUUAGCAAAUAGAUGAGUUUGAGCAAUGAAAGUUGACGUCACACACACACACACACACACACACACACGUGAAAUGUGAGCUUUAUCGGAGUCUCUUACUGAAAGAUGUCCACACAAACACAUGCGCACCUCGUAACUUGCCUUAUAAUUGAAAUGACUUUUGGUUUGUGAGAGCGGAGCACAUUCUGACUGUACAGCGUUGAGCUUUUCUAUUCUCCCGAGCGGAAGCUCUAACUGAGAAGAUCUUUCAGCUCUUAAUCUCAAUUGGCAUCUGAAUGGACAACCUUAUUUAACUGCUUGAACCGUUUUUCUGAUUACGUUUUGGCUAGAGUGUCCCAAGAAAGCUUACUGGACAAAUUGAGAUGAGAAAAUAACUAGCAAACGGGCAUUUUAGACUGUCGGAAGAGAGGUUUUCUUCUGGCUGCGGAGCUGAUGUAAUCUGUACAUGUAUGUUUUAUCGAUAUCGAAUACACCAGCUAUAACUCGCUCACACAAACACACUCUCACCAACAGACUGAUUCUCAGGAACUAACAGAUGUAUUCUUGUUAUUAUUUCAGCUCCUUUAUGGAAGAUAUUAUCCUCGAUGUUCGCUCUUAUAAAAUUGCGGCGAUUUGUGAAGUAGUGUGGAUGAUCUUGAAAACGUGUUCUUAAAUUCGAGUUUUGCCGUUCAUUUAACAUACCCCCUCCCCCCCUCUUUGUAUUGUGGGUUUUUGGCGCCUUCGCAGGUCGACCGAGUGGUCUUGACACUUUUGAGUCUCGUGCUGUGAUGAUGAUGAUUGCAUACAAUAGUAUGUUUUGAUCUCUACUGAAUGAAACGUGUUGCUUUUGAACUUGUUUUCAAUAUGACAAAAACACGAACCAAAAAAACAAAACAAAAGGAAAGUGACAUAAGGUGGAUAAACUUUAUAACGCUUUGGGUCUGUGGACUCAAACAAAAUGUAAGUCUCAAUGACAAAAGGUGUUUGUUCCUCUCAAUAAAGCCAGACUCUAUUUGGUUUACCGUUA
Molecule: messenger RNA, 10213 nt
Organism: Danio rerio (zebrafish)
Lineage: Eukaryota; Metazoa; Chordata; Actinopteri; Cypriniformes; Danionidae
Source: RefSeq, a predicted model, not a curated record